Lactuca saligna is the source of this 345-nucleotide messenger RNA. The record is from the annotation of a GenBank genome assembly. Lineage: Eukaryota; Viridiplantae; Streptophyta; Magnoliopsida; Asterales; Asteraceae.
AUGGACGUUGGGAUAGCGGAUGCAGUACGAAAGAAACCCUAUGUACUACCAAAAGAAGCUAUGAAUGAUGUCACGAAGAUGAAGCUCGAAAGAAUCCACAGGGACAAUUCGAGUGUGACUUUACAACAAAGUAAUAGAGAUGGAACGAAUAUUCACAAGUGCAUAUUUUCUUUACCCGACAAUCAUCUCUAUUCCACUUCAUGUCAGAACUAUAUCGUGGGUAUUACGGAACAAUGCAAGGAGAACAAUGUUCCUAACAAGAAAUGCUUCUCAAACAUGAUUAAGUGGUAUAUCACAGUUCGCAACACCUUGCUCUGUUUAGUGUCAAAAAUUUUCAAGGUUUAG